ACCAGAACUUAGAAUCAAAGAGGAGAUCCGAGUGGCGGAAUGUUUACGAAGCAACACAAAAUGACACUUUUAUUAAAGCGCAGCUAACAACCUGCAUGGGUCCAGAUGCUCGGUCACAAUAUGACACAAAUAAAUAGAAAAACCAACAACUUACCGAGCAAAGCAGGUCGGUUUUAAAUGAAAUACAGAAGCGGUGUUAAUUAUCUUCUUCUUCUUCUACUACUACAGGGUGUCAGUGGCGGCUGCAAACCAACUUCAGGUGCAUUACCGCCACCUACAGGCCAAUCAGAGAAGCACUCACCUGUACGGUCAGAAGAGAAGCUGGAAACGGAAGUUCAGGUCCAGAAGAUGGAAGAUCUGGAUCUAAAAGAACCUCCAGGAUCCAUCAGUCCAUCUAUGAGGAGUGACUGGUCCAAAGAAAACAACCCAGAGUUCAGUAAUGAACCUGGACCCUCAGACAGAAAGAGGAGCUUUAAUGAGGAGGAGCUUCCAUCUUGCUGUGCUUUGGGUCAGAAUGUUCUGAUGGAUCCGGGCUGUACCAGCUGCCCCCAGUGUGGGAAACAACCCAGAACAGGAUCUGGACUGACAGCCAAUCAGAGCAGCCGUGCUCCAGAUAUUGUUGGUCUGUAUCAGCCUGAUCUUAAAGAGUCUCUGAAGAUGAAGAUCCAAAGUCUCUCUGAAGGUGCUGAACAUGGAAAUAAAACCGAUCUGAACCAGAUCUACACUGAGCUCUACAUCACAGAGGGGUCAACUAGAGAGGUCAACCAGGAACAUGAGGUCAGACAGAUUGAAACAGCAUCCAGGAAACAAGAAACAGUCAGAAGAGAAGACAUCUUUAAAGUCCCACCUGGAAGAGAUCAACCAAUCAUAACAGUGAUGACCAUGGGCGUGGCUGGCAUUGGGAAAACACUGUUAACACAGAAGUUCACUCUGGACUGGGCUGAAGGCAAAACCAACCAGAACAUUGAUUUCAUAUUUCCAUUCACCUUCAAAGAACUGAAUUUACUGAAAGAAGAAAAGUUCAGCUUAUUAGAACUGAUUCAUGAACGCUUCACUAAAACCAAAGGAAUCAGCAGCUUUGAAUCGUUCCAGGUUCUGUUCAUCUUUGAUGGUCUGGAUGAAAGUCGAUUUAGUCUGGACUUUAACAACAGGACAAUGUUGACUGACCCUGAAAAGUCGACCUCACUGGAUGUUCUGCUGACAAACCUCAUCAGGAGGAAACUGCUUCCCUCUGCUCUCCUCUGGAUAACCACACGACCUGCAGCAGCCAAUCAGAUCCCUGCUCAGUGUGUUGACAUGGUAACAGAGGUCAGAGGGUUCACUGACCCCCAGAAGGAGGAAUACUUCAGGAAGAGAUUCAGAGAUGAUGAAGAGAAGGCCAGCAGGAUCAUCUCCCACAUCCAGAAAUCCAAAAGUCUCCACAUCAUGUGUCACAUCCCCGUCUUCUGCUGGAUCACUGCUAAAGAUCUGGAGGAUGUGAUGGAGACCAGAGAGAGAGAGAAACUACCCAAGACUCUGACUGAGAUGUACAUAGAGUUCCUGCUGGUUCUACUGAAAAUGAAAAGGGAAAAGUAUGAAGGAGGACCAGAGAAUGAAUCUAUCUGGAGUCCAGAGAACAGGAAGCUGAUUGAGUCUCUAGGAAAACUGGCUUUUGAUCAGCUGCUGAAGGGAAACCUGAUCUUCUAUGACAAAGAGCUCAAACGGUGCGGCAUCAACAUCCAAGAUGCUGCGUUGUUCUCAGGAGUUUUCACUGAGAUUUUUAAAAGAGAGAGAGGGACACGCGACGUCUCCGUCUACUCCUUUGUUCAUCUGAGCAUCCAGGAGUUUCUGGCUGCAGUCUACAUGCUCCACUGCUUCACCAGCAGGAAGUCAGAGGAGAUCAAGACGUUCCUGAGAGACGAAUACAGAGAAACAUCUCUAGAUGAGUUCAUGAAGAAAGUCAUGAAGAAAUCCCUCCGCAGUCAAAAUGGCCACCUGGACCUGUUUGUCCGCUUCCUUCAUGGUCUCACUGUGGAGUCCAACCAGAGAGUCUUAGAAGAUCUGCUGGGUCAGACAGAGACCAGUCCAGAAACCAUCCAGAGAAUCAUCACCAACCUGAAGGAGAAGAACACUGAUACAAUCUCUCCUGACCCAUUUAUGAAGAGCACUAAAAUAUUCUCUUCUGGCCCGUUUAUGAAGAACACUGAUAGAAUCUCUCCUGCCAGAAGCAUCAACAUCUUCUACUGUCUGGUGGAGAUGAACGACGUCUCAUUUUAUCAGGAGAUCCAACGGCUGCUGGAUUCAGGGAAGGAGCUCUCAGAGACUAACUGUUCAGCUCUGGCCUUCAUGCUGCAGAUGUCAGAGGUUCUGGAUGAGUUGGACCUGGAGAAGUACAACACAUCAGAAUCAGGACGACUGAGACUGUUUCCAGCUGUGAGGAACUGCAGAAAGGCUCGACUUGGUGACUGUUCGCUCCGAAAGGAUGAAUGUGAAGUUUUGGCCUCGGCUCUGAAGUCCAACCCAGAUCUGACUGAACUGGAAAUAAAUCAGAUCUUCAUACUGGGAGGUGGAGACUCUGAUAUUAAGCAUCUGGUUGAGAUCCUGGAGAAUUCAGUCAGUAAAGUGAAGAUUCUGAGAUUGGAUGAUUGCAGUUUAUCAGAAACCAGCUGGACGUCUCUGUUCUCAGCUCUGAAGUCCAACCCGACCCAUCUGACAGAACUGGGCCUGUACAGAACCAACCUGGAAGGUUCUGGACUGAAGGAUCUCUGUGGUUUUCUACAGACUGAAGGCUGCAGACUGAUAACAUUGGUAUUGGAUCACUGCAGUUUAUCAGAGACCAGCUGGACGUCUCUGUUCUCAGCUCUGAAGUCCAACCCGACCCAUCUGACAGAACUGGACCUGUUCAGAACCAACCCGGAAGGUUCUGGACUGAAGGAUCUCUGUGGUUUUCUACAGACUAAAGGCUGCAGACUGAAUACAUUGAGGUUGAGGAGCUGCAGUUUGUCAAAGAUCAGCUGUGAUUAUUUGGCCUCAGCUCUGAAGUCCAACCCGACCCGUCUGACAUAUCUGAACCUGAGAGGAAACAAGCUGAAGAAAUCAGAUGUUCAGCAGCUGAAAGAUCUCGUUGAGACUGUAUGGUUCUGAUCUCUGUAAAGUAGAGAACGUCUCUGUGUCCUGCUGAUCCUCAGAGGUUGAAGGUGCAGCAGUUUGAGUCUAAAGAGACUCUGGAUCAAGAUGAUGACCUUUGACCUCAGAACAUUUUCUAUUUCAAAUGUUUUCCAGACGUCAAUCAGGAUGUUGAAGAUUUUCAGUUUUAUUUUUGGACUCUUUACUGGAUCAUCUGUAAAGAGUACAUCUGUUUGAUGAUCUGCAGGAACAAAAGAGAGAAAAAUACUCUGAGUUCAUUAGAAAAGUUAA
This is a messenger RNA of Poeciliopsis prolifica (blackstripe livebearer), 3396 nucleotides long. RefSeq names its product NLR family CARD domain-containing protein 3-like. NCBI's taxonomy places the organism in Eukaryota, Metazoa, Chordata, Actinopteri, Cyprinodontiformes, Poeciliidae. The record is from RefSeq and is a predicted model, not a curated record.